Fukomys damarensis (Damara mole-rat) is the source of this 934-nucleotide messenger RNA. RefSeq names its product retbindin (gene Rtbdn). The record is from RefSeq and is a predicted model, not a curated record. Gene Ontology annotation, cellular component: external side of plasma membrane. NCBI's taxonomy places the organism in Eukaryota, Metazoa, Chordata, Mammalia, Rodentia, Bathyergidae. Bases 170 to 901 code for a protein of 243 amino acids. Gene Ontology annotation, molecular function: riboflavin transmembrane transporter activity; signaling receptor activity; riboflavin binding. The transcript is spliced from 6 exons.
AUACACACAAGCCCCAAAUCCACCAGCUUUUGUAGGCGGACCAGGGGCGGGACGACAGGACGCCCCGCCCAUAACCAAUCCCCGCCCCUUUCUCUUGCCCUAUUUGCGCCUCGGACUCUCCUGCUCUGUCCCAGCAGCCACCAGAUCCUAGUCCAGCUCACAGGAAGACAUGGCCUGGAAGAGCAACACUUGGUCCAGGGGAUUGGCCUGGGUCCUAUCACCAACCCUGGCAUGGAUACUACUAGAGGCCUGUGGCGGGAGUCAUCCACCACAGGCCAGGUCCCAGAGCGGCCAUGGGCUGGCAGCAGAACCAGGCACAGAACAGCUGCACCUGGAAAGGGACCCUCAGGCCUCAUUUCCCCAACCUUACCUGAUGAUCCAAGUCCCUGACUCACAUGGGGUCCCGUCACCAACGCCUUGUCCCUCAGAGGUGGACAGACCCCAGGCGUGGGGCCCCGGAGCUGCCCCUGAACGCUGUGGUACGCUGAGUCCCCGGUGCAGAUCCUUCCUGGGACACCUUCAGCGUGUGCUCCACCAUCGCCUCCGCCUGCUGCUGCUGGGGCUGCGCGGGGCCCCGUCACUUUGUGCAGAGCUCUGUGAGGCCUGGUUCACCAACUGCAAAGCUGAUAUCACCUGCGGCCCUACUUGGCCGCCGACCUCAGAAGACAGGGGUUGUGCGCCCAGCUGCCCCACCUAUGGGCAGACCUUUUCAGAUGGUGUGGACCUCUGUCGCUCAGUCUUCGGUGAUGCCCUGCCAGUGGCAGCUCCUGGCUCCUGCCAUUGCCUCAACCUCCCCACAUCGGUGUCCCCACGUUGCCGACCCAGCCGGAGCGCCCAGGAAAUUCGCCCCUCUGCCCAGGACACUGCAGGCAGCGGCAGCGGCAGUGGCAGUGGCCUGUAGCACACAUCUCCAGCAGCAACCCAAACUCUGGGC